Sardina pilchardus (European sardine) is the source of this 1040-nucleotide messenger RNA. RefSeq names its product basic transcription factor 3 (gene btf3). NCBI's taxonomy places the organism in Eukaryota, Metazoa, Chordata, Actinopteri, Clupeiformes, Clupeidae. Bases 147 to 635 code for a protein of 162 amino acids. The transcript is spliced from 6 exons. Gene Ontology annotation, cellular component: nascent polypeptide-associated complex; cytosol. The record is from RefSeq and is a predicted model, not a curated record.
UGCAUUUGUGCUCGGACGUCACUUCCGCCACCCUCUCUCGCUUCCAUCUUGCUCUCCGCGUGUGUUUCGCUGCUAGCGUGCAGGUCAGUGAGGAGCCCUAAAAUACUAUCUUUCCUGCACAGGCACUUCCAGCUCCGAGACACGAGAUGAAAGAAACGAUAAUGAAUCAGGAGAAACUCGCCAAACUGCAGGCACAAGUCCGCAUCGGCGGAAAGGGAACAGCCCGCAGAAAGAAGAAGGUUGUCCACAGAACAGCCACCGCCGAUGACAAGAAACUCCAGUUCUCUCUCAAGAAAUUGGGAGUUAACAACAUCUCUGGCAUUGAAGAGGUAAACAUGUUCACAAGCCAGGGGACAGUAAUCCACUUCAACAACCCCAAAGUGCAGGCCUCCCUGGCAGCAAACACCUUCACCAUCACCGGCCACGCUGAGACCAAGCAGCUGACAGAGAUGCUUCCCAGCAUCCUCAACCAGCUUGGAGCCGACAGCUUAACCAGCCUGAGGAAACUCGCCGAGAACCUGCCCAAACAAGCUGGGGAUGGUAAGGCACCAAUCGCCGGAGGAGAGGAAGAUGAUGACGACGUUCCAGAUCUCGUGGAGAAUUUCGACGAGGCGUCGAAGGACGAGGCUAACUAGAGGAGAAUAGUCAGACACGCCACACAGAACCUCUACUCUCGACAAGCCGAAAUGGGACGAUGUUAUUGUUUUUUUUUUCCUUCCUUUUUUUUUUAAUUCCCCCCCUCCCAAAAAACGCCUACCCACUCCACCCCAUCCUUCCUGAAACUCUGCUUGGUAUUCUCGUGCACUGCUGUCCUCGGUGGCCUGUCUGAUGGGUGGAGGUGUGUGUGUGUGUGCGUGCACGUGCGUCCGCGCGCUCUAGUCCGGUGUCGGAGCUGGAGUGUGCGUUUGGCGAAUGUGGAGAGUUGGGAGCUGAUUGUGGCUGUUGUCUCCCGUGUUACUGAGGCCAACUCCUUUGCAGCCAUUGCUGAAAUAAAACAUGCAUACCUGGAAUAAAUGUUUGCUAUCAAAACACCUCUUAAA